AUGUCGACAAGGCAAAACAUGCUGCGGACAAUGAUCCGGUUCGCAAGCAGAGAUGGCAUUCCCUCGUUGUGGUGGGGAAUCUCGGCUUCGAUGCUUCGCCAAUCCACAUAUUCCACCGCAAGAUUCGGCCUGUAUAAUUACUUUGCAGGUAUCGCCAGAGAACGAACUGGCCAGAGACGAUUACCGAGCUCGUGGGAGAUUGUCUGCGCGGGUGCUGCGGGUGGUUUGGCCGGACUCAUCGGGAAUCCCACAGAGGUCGCCUUGGUGAGGAUGUGCGCGGAUGGAGCAAGAUCGCCAGGUCAACGAUUCGGAUAUAACCACGCAGUUGACGCCAUUGUGAGGAUUGGCCGAGAAGAGGGACUGCGGACCUUUAGCAGAGGACUAGGCCCUAAUGUUGUCCGAAGUGUAAUUAUGAAUGUUUCUCAGAUAGCAACGUAUUCUGCCGCAAAGCGCCAACUCCUUUCAAACCCUUCCUUGGGCCUCAAAGAUGGCAUCUUCACACAUUUCCUCGCUUCAUUGCUUGCAGGCACAGUCGCAACAACUGCUUGCGCACCUGCCGAUGUAUUGAAGAGUCGGAUCCAAAAUGCGGUGGCCGUUGAUGGCGCGAAACCAAGUGUGAGGAAGAUUGUCGCCGAAUCUUUACGCAACGAGGGGCCUGGUUUUCUGAUGCGGGGCUGGACUCCUGCUUGGCUGAGGCUAGCGCCGAACACAGUUCUUACUUUCGUCUUCAUCGAGCAGCUGCAGAAAUUGGUGAACCUGUCAAGGGAUAUGAAGUCAGUCGAGACAGUUCCCGAUGUAGUGCCCACGCGAGUGGCAACCCAGAAGAUUUAA
Fonsecaea pedrosoi CBS 271.37 is the source of this 831-nucleotide messenger RNA. RefSeq lists its product as uncharacterized. NCBI's taxonomy places the organism in Eukaryota, Fungi, Ascomycota, Eurotiomycetes, Chaetothyriales, Herpotrichiellaceae. Gene Ontology annotation, biological process: phosphate ion transmembrane transport; oxaloacetate transport; malate transmembrane transport. The coding region runs from base 1 to 831 and encodes 276 amino acids. The record is from RefSeq and is a predicted model, not a curated record. The transcript has 7 exons. Gene Ontology annotation, molecular function: succinate transmembrane transporter activity; malate transmembrane transporter activity; oxaloacetate transmembrane transporter activity.